This is a messenger RNA of Portunus trituberculatus (swimming crab), 819 nucleotides long. RefSeq lists its product as uncharacterized. Bases 1 to 819 code for a protein of 272 amino acids. The transcript is spliced from 2 exons. NCBI's taxonomy places the organism in Eukaryota, Metazoa, Arthropoda, Malacostraca, Decapoda, Portunidae. The record is from RefSeq and is a predicted model, not a curated record.
AUGCAAAGAGUGCAGGUGUUAGUCCCCUCCAUGCCUCCUGCUCCCUCAUCCCUGCCUCUCCCACCUCGCCCUCCUCCUCUCCCUCAUUGCAGUUCCCACAAUAUCAGUAUUACUCACAUCCUCACACCCGCCUCACACUCUCCUACUGAUUGGGUGCCAUUCCGUGUGAACAGGUCAUAUCCCGCGCCCCUCCACUGCCCUCCAAGCCUCCCACACUCCCCUUCUACCCAUACAAAUGGACGGAGUAGUAAAGUGGCUUCCCCUCUACGCACUCCUUCUCCACCACGCUCACUUCAUCACCACACUCACUUCAUCACCACACUCACUUCAUCUACCACACUCACUUCAUCACCACACUCACUUCAUCACCACACUCACUUCAUCACCACGCAUCACUACCACACUCACUUCAUCACCACACUCACUUCAUCACCACACAUCACUACCACACUCACUUCAUCACCACAAUCACUUCAUCACCACACUCACUUCAUCACCACCCUCACUUCAUCAGCACCCUCACUUCAUCACCACACUCACUUCAUCACCACCCUCACUUCAUCACCACACUCACUUCAUCACCACACUCACUUCAUCACCACACAUCACUACCACACUCACUUCAUCACCACACAUCACUACCACACUCACUUCAUCAUCACCCUCACUUCAUCACCACCCUCACUUCAUCAGCACCCUCACUUCAUCACCACACUCACUUCAUCUACCACACUCACUUCAUCUACCACACUCACUUCCCUACCACACAUCACACUAGCCACCAUCACACAACCACUUCUCUUCCCUAACCUAACUUAA